AUGUUUGAAGGUGUUGUGAACUACUGCAGUUUUCAUGGUAAUGUCAUACCAUUAUCAUUCGUGCUGGGUUUCUAUGUAACAGUUGUAAUGAACCGAUGGUGGAAUCAAUACACGACGAUUCCUUGGCCUGAUUCAAUAGCGGUGUUUGUUUCUGCGUCUAUUCAUGGCCAGGAUGAAAGAGGCCGUCUGAUGCGACGAACAAUACUUCGAUAUGUGUGCCUUUGUCUUACCAUGGUGCUCACAAUGAUAUCACCAAGGGUUAAAAAGCGCUUCCCGACCCUCGACAACCUAGUCGAGGCGGGCCUCCUAAUAGACAACGAAAAGAGUAUAUUAGACAAUUUAAAUCAAAAGUUUCCUAAACCCUCCAAGCAUUGGUUGCCGAUUGUAUGGGCUACCAGUAUUGUGACGAGGGCGCGGAAAGAAGGACGUAUAAGGGACGAUUUCGCUGUUAAAACGAUUAUAGAUGAAUUGAAUAAGUUUAGAGGGCAAGCGGGGUUGCUACUCAGUUAUGAUACAAUCAGUGUACCCCUUGUUUAUACGCAGGUAGUAACUAUAGCUGUAUACUCAUACUUCAUAACUUCAGCAUUGGGUAGCCAAUGGGUAGACCACAAAUUGCAGUCCCAUAGUGAAUCAGUCUAUAUAAGUAACAUAGACCUGUACUUUCCCAUAUUUACAACGUUAGAAUUCUUCUUCUACAUGGGAUGGCUUAAAGUCGCCGAGUCACUGAUAAAUCCCUUUGGAGAAGAUGAUGAUGACUUUGAAGUUAACUGGCUGAUUGACAGAAAUUUGCAGGUAUCAUAUAUGAUCGUCGACGAAAUGCACCAUGAGCAUCCAGAAUUAGUUAAAGAUCAGUACUGGGACGAGGUGUUCCCAUCGGAACUGCCGUACACCAUAGCAACAGAGAACCAGCGUGAAGAGCAUCCAGAACCUUCGACGGCCCGCGUGGCUGUCCCACUACGCCAACGGAGUAUGGUCACAGUAAACCCCUCGAGUGUGAAAAUUGACGAGAUGAUGCCAUCUAACACCGUGAGUUACAAGUUCGCUCCACCCGAGCAAUUACAAAUGAGUGAUGACGCGCAAUCCGGCAUUCACUUUAUGGUCACAAGAGGAAGUAAACGGGGCAAGAGAGAUGAGAGGAACUCCAUGGGAUCCAGUAAUUCCAUGGUGUCCCUUCAGCAGCCAAUGACAAGAACAAAUUCAGUUACGUCUAUGCUUAAACGGCUGUUCUCAAAAGACGAUCAAAGAACGGUGGUGCCGUCACAGACUGAUGGUGUUGGCAGGUUCAUGGUAUCAGCAAGCAAUCCAACGUUGAACAAACCAGCAGCCGCCAUGAGCGGAAGUAUGAAGAUAGCGAAUGAUGUUAUUGAAGAAGUGGAUGAACAGGCCACAAUCACUAGUAUGGGGAAGCGACCGGAGACCCGGCCGACGGCGAUGAGUCUUUUCGCCCAAGGGCCACCGACACCAAGUAAUCCCGUCACCGUGCCUUCAAGGAACACUAGCAAUGGUCCAACUGACAGUCGUUUAUCAACAUCAGCGCCAUCUCAAUGGGCGAGAGAGGAAUCAAAUGAAGGGACCAAAAGUCCAGCCAAGAGUCUGUCUGCGACUUCCUUCCCAGAUAUGGAACGGCCUAGACUUGAUAGCGAUGUUGGGCCAUCGCUCAGUGCUGCUGGCAGUCAAACAUUGUUGGAUGAAGUCGACGCUGGUGAUGUCGAUGAAGACUUUAACAGGCUUCGCAGUGUAAGGGAACAACAUCGCAAAGACAAAUACCUACAGAGGCUUAUGGCUAGAUCAGUCAGCGCACAACAGCAAACUGGAAGUGGUGAGGUGCUGGAUACAGACUUGUUGCUAGAAGAAUUAAUGAAAAUGCAAGCUAAGUUGACUCAAGAGGAGAAUAUCAAAGAAAACAAGCCUGAUGAUAAAAAUGCAACUUGA
This is a messenger RNA of Pieris macdunnoughi, 1932 nucleotides long. The record is from the annotation of a GenBank genome assembly. Lineage: Eukaryota; Metazoa; Arthropoda; Insecta; Lepidoptera; Pieridae.